AAAAGUUUUUCGUCUAAUGUUUUAACCCUUUAUUGCCCACCAUAGAAUAACAGUACAACCAGCUCUGGUUCCGCUAGUCACCGCCACCUUCGGAAUCGGCGCUAAUCCGUCUACCUGUCCGCUCUCAACGCGCUGGCCAUUUCGGAUGGUUCCCAUCAGCCUACCAUCCAAUAUAUCUGACAGUUGCAUACCAGAAGAAGAAAGAAAAACUUGUUAUGCAGUCGCGGUGCAUAAGUUUGGAAUGUCAACAUAAUGGUGUUGUAGGCUGGUUGCAUUAGCGUUUUCGUGUGAUUUUGUAACAAUCUGCUACGUGUGCCGUAAUAGGCAUCAGGGUUCUGUGAGUGCGUAGCGCGUUCGCGAAAAAAUCGAGUUACAAUCGCGAGAGGUUGCGAAAAGGUUCGAGUGUGGUAUUCUAGAGUGGUUUGGUGGAGUAAAUGUGGUACAACGAUGCCGGGAGGAAUCGAAAUCCUGCCAAGUGCCUCGCAGAAUGUUCCUUUGAAUCUGAACGCUCAUCGCCAUCAGCAGCAACAACAGCAGCAGCAGCAACACCACUAUCGAGGAGUGAAUGGCGUUGGCAAUGAUGCUGCUACUUGUGAUGAUGACGAUGAAGUGGGUGGUAUUGGAUCGAUCAUUCCCGAUCGGACGGGGAAGCACAGCUUCUGUCGACUGUGUCUGACCCAUGCGGACGCGCUAAACCCGUUGUUCCCUCCGGAUGCUGCCCCGGACAGGGCUUUGCUGGCGCAGAUAUUGGACUGUGUUGAGGUGCAGAUAACCCUUCCGGAUGACAUCAAAGCGCUGAUUUGCAACGAUUGCGUCCACCAGAUCUAUGCCUUCGCCAACUUCAAGGAGCUUUGCAAGAGCAACGACCAGCUGCUCAAGAGCCAAACAUUCACCCGGGAGGAUUCGGAUGACAAUGAAGGCAGUGCCAGCGUUAGCCGCUCGGGAGUGACCUCCCCGAUGGGAACCACCGUCAAUUCGGAAGAUGCUUCCUCUACUCCGGAUGCCAGCUUGUUCGAGAAAUUGUACGAACAGGGAGUGGAAGUGGAAGCCAUUGGGCAGCCGGGUGGAAUGCUACGGUGCCAGGACUUUGCUUCGCUGAAUCCGGAAGAUCGGGAAGCCGAACGGAAAGCCAAGAAUGCUGCCCGAAUGCGCCGUUGGAGAAUGCGUCAGCGGGAAAAGCAGGAAAAGCAGUUGGUUCCGGAGCCGGAACCGGAACCAGAGCAACCCGAACCAAUCGUUAAGGAUGAACAGAAGGAGUUCCUCGAGCUGAAACAACAGGAGGAAGCCCUCCGGAUGCAGCAGAUCCAGGAGAUGUUCGCCAUCUUGGCCCAACAGCAGCUGCGUCAGGUCGAAGCGGAAAUCAGAAGACUUAAAAGUGGCGCCCAACAGUCGCCAAUUCCUCAGAUUCCUCUGGAAUCGCUAAUCAAAUCGGAACCUCAGCCGGACGAAGGACAACCCAGCCGACAAACCUCACCUACCUCGGAUCAGCAAAUGGCCUCGCUGCGUAGAUCUCGAGCGGAAUAUAUGCGCAAAUGGCGCGCCAAGCGAUCCCAAUCUCAACAGCAGCAGAACCAGCAAAAUCAACAAACGUCGGCCCUGCUCGGGUUGGUUGGACGUCCUCCAAGUGUUGUAUCGGCAGCAGCUACAGGCGAACCGGAAAAGCUGGCCAUUCAGCGGCACAACCGUGCCGAGUACAUGCGCCGCUGGCGACGCGAACGCCUCAAGCAGGAACUCAGCCCGGAGGAGUUCGAAGACUGGUGCUCCAAGAGCGAGCAGCGUCGUCGCUUCCGGGAGUGGCAAACGGUGCGGGAGAGUGCUUCCUCCGCUGGAGAUGAAACGAUGGACUACGCCGAGCUGGAAUCGGGGAUUCGUAGUUGACCGAUGAGUGUUCGAUGCUGAUUGGUAGGUCUACAGUAGAUGUCCCGUAUGUAUCAACGCCCCUCACAAUUCUUCGAAAAGUAAAGUUUGAUAAAGUGAACGAAACGUUCAGCAAUCUAAAUGGUGGAAGGAACUCUCUCUCUCUCCCCUCUGAUUAUAUUUUACUGGCCAAGACGCGCACAGAAAAGCACACAUUACACAGUAUUUCGUUUUAGUAUUAUGUAUUCUCUACGAGUUCUCGCAAAGCUGAUCUUGAACAUACAAAAUGUAUACCUAUAUACUUAUCAUAUACAGGACUUUUUUUACCAUACACUGUGACUGUAGUAAGCAUAAUGUACGUUAAAUAUACGUAAAAGAAACUUGAGAUUAGGUUUGGUUCGAUGACAUUAUUCACACGCCAUUUUUCCAUUACACAAGAAACACUCUCUACUAAGGCAGUAUUUGCAAUGAUUUAUAAGGAUAGUGACAAGGAUUUACAUGAUAUACUCAGUUCAGGAGCGGAUGAAUGGAUAUGCAAAAUCUUAGAUUGUAGGAAACAACCAGU
This is a messenger RNA of Aedes albopictus (Asian tiger mosquito), 2422 nucleotides long. Its product is annotated as GRB10-interacting GYF protein 2. Gene Ontology annotation, cellular component: nucleus. The transcript has 3 exons. Bases 448 to 1878 code for a protein of 476 amino acids. NCBI's taxonomy places the organism in Eukaryota, Metazoa, Arthropoda, Insecta, Diptera, Culicidae. Gene Ontology annotation, molecular function: zinc ion binding. The record is from RefSeq and is a predicted model, not a curated record.